AUGGAUUUGAGGUGGUUGAUUACAUGGGAAAUGCUGGGGUGUGAGGGUCUUAAGAAUGAACAGAUUUUGUCGUCAGGUCCUUGUAUUGAGAACAAAGUAUCAAACAUUGCAGUUGGAGCUCAUUCGGUGGUAAUAUCAUUUUCGUCUUCAUUACAAAUAUCAACACUAAGUACUGUACUGUAUUUGAGAGUUGUGCUGUUUUACUUUGCAAUGUUUGUUAUUUCCCGUCCAUCUUGCUCGACUUAUGUUUGUUGUAACAGAGCAUUUUCUAUUGAAACAGCCGCUAUCGACAUGCUAGAAGAUGGAGAAAAAUCGAAACUUAGACCAUCACCGGAGUUUUUAUCUUCACUGGACUCAAAUUCGCGCCAGUUGGUUGAUAAAAUAAUGGCAGAAGUUGAAAUAAUGGAAUGGAUGAUGCCACAUCCACCAUCUCUUCUGCGGGAUAAACAGUGGCAAAAGUUGAUGACAAUAGAGAAAACGGAAGAUCGAGUAGCUUAUUUACGAGCAUAUGCGAAACACGUUUUUCGCGACGAAAUGCGUGAAGCGAAAAAGAAGGCGAUCGUAGAUUCACGAAAUGCAUUGCUUAAUUUUCAGCGUGCGAAAUUUAGUGCUGAUGGUAUGGGCUAUGGUCCAGCAAUGUAUGAGUUAAUCACUUCUAAUCUGGAACGCAAUGCACGAAGAAUUAAACACAUCGAGGGGGCAGCGAUGUGGAGGACUUUACGGCUAAACGAAAAACCACGAAUUGUCGUGGACUGCCAGUUUAUUGCCAAAAAAUUCGAUGACUUUUCCUCCCGUCUUGCUACGCAACUGGAAUAUAUCAUACAAGAAAAUCUUCGACGUCGCGAACCAUUCGAUUUGUCGAUUGUCAACUACGACGAAAACAAUCCGAAUUGUGAAGCUGUCACGAAAUUCCUGAAGACUCAAUAUGCUCAUCAGACAGUUAUGCCACUAUAUACAGAUGAAGAUGUAGCUGAUCUGUACAACAAAGAAGAUAUCAUUUAUAUAGCCAAGUGGUCUCAGCAAGUAAUACGAACUCCGCUAAAUGAUGAAGUUUAUGUGAUAUGUUUGGGCCGUGAUAAUCGGUUACCUCUUGGUGCUGCUCGGAAACGCGGUUGUCGUACAGCUCGCAUACCAUUUAAUGAACAUUUCAAGCUGUACAACUUCCACUUCCUUCCUUUUACGAGUGUAGUACGAGUGCUUCAUGAAGCUUAUCAAACUGGCGGAGACUGGCAUGCAGCUAUAUUGGGUGGUAUUUCCAGACGAUAUUUCAUUCCUCAAGAACAAAACAUAUCUAGAACAAUGAGUGCACAGGCAAGACUCAAAAAUGAAGAGCUGACAAAUCAAAUAUCUCAAAUGGUCACCGAUGCCCUACAAACAGAGAGUGACAACAAAUAA
Molecule: messenger RNA, 1395 nt
Organism: Loa loa (African eye worm)
Lineage: Eukaryota; Metazoa; Nematoda; Chromadorea; Rhabditida; Onchocercidae
Exons: 11
Coding region: 1-1395 (464 amino acids)
Biological process (GO): mitochondrial tRNA 5'-end processing; positive regulation of mitochondrial translation
Cellular component (GO): nucleoplasm; mitochondrion; nucleus
Molecular function (GO): tRNA binding
Source: RefSeq, a predicted model, not a curated record